AUGUCGGCUACUGAUAUGAAUAAUGUAAGUGUGGAUACGAAGAUUCGGAAUUAUUUAAAGGAGGUUCGUUUAUCUUUUGAUGCGAACGAACCGGCUCUUGUUCACUCGGCCCUUGAAAGUGUGAUCAUUUUAAUGGGAUCACCUUCCGAACCGCCAGCCAAAGAAGAUGAAUUUAGAAAAACGUCAGGAAACCCUUCGGAAAGUGGUUGGUCUCUUGUUUUCCAGUAUUUCCCCACGACAGCGGAUCGGCGAUUGGCCAGGGAACAUUUCCUUAGGGAUCAUUAUUCAAAGUUUGCUGAUUUAUUGUUGGACAAACUGACACUUGACUGGGUUGAUAAACUAAACAAAAAUAAGGUCCAGGUUUCGCUGUUAUCCAUCUUUCUCCACGGAAACCAUGCUGGAUCAUUUCUGGUACUUUUACGACGUAUUAGUACUUCCAGUCUUGGUUACCAAGUGAAUAAAUGUGUAUCAUUAUUGGAACAAUUGCUGAAAGAACAUAGACUGGUGGAUAUAAUCUGGACAGAAUGUAUUGUAGAUAAUAAGAAACACAGGCUUGAAGAACAGUUCCACCAAGAACUUAUCACUGCAAUCGUUUCACUUCCGAGCAAAACAGCUAACAAGUUAAAAGAUCAAAACAGCCUACAGUUUUAUCCUGUACCUUACACAACUCUGCUGGCCCAAGAUUUGCUGAGAGUCUUACACAAAGUUCAUGCCUACCUAAGAAAUUCUACAGACUGUUCCUUACAAUUUGUCUCCCAACUUUUUAGGAAUAUCUGUUACUCAGGGUUUGCAGAUGAGCUGUGGAAUGAAAUUCUUCCAGAGUUUUUGAAAUAUGUAAAAACAGAUUUUAUUUGGCGUCGUAUUUGUAAAAGACUUGUGGUUAGCGGUUCUGACCGAGGAAUCGAAUCUGUGCUUAUACCACUGCUAGCAAAACUUCCAUGGUAUGGCCUUGUUGAAAUAUUUCUUGGUGAUGCAGUGAUUGAAGUUCCAAAAGUAAAAUAUCUAUUAUGCACUAAAGUUUUGCUACACAGAUUUUUUGAAAAGAACUUAUUACUACAGAAUAUUUUGGGAUACCUGGCCUCUUCUCCCAAUAGAAGAUCCCUUUUUAUACAGGUGUUUAAAACUCUUAUCAAUGUCUGGGGAGAUGCGAGUGCCCUCCGACACACAUCCUAUGAACAGCACCACUACAUUUCUCGUGCCAUUGUCAUCUCUGCUGGUUUUAUCACAGAAAAAGACGAUGAGAAAGAAAGGAAAGCUUCUGUGUCAUCUCUGAUGUAUGGUAUGCAGAACCAUUUACAGAAUAUUGAUUCCAAUAUUCACAUUUUGGGUAUGGCAGUCACAGAAUUGUUAGUUGCCAAAUUGGAUCCAAAUGGCCCAGAACUUAACUUUACUUAUGAAAAAACCCAACAAAUUAAAGACCUUCAGAAAUUGAUUGUCCCUCCCCUGGAAACAAGUGAAUCUGAUGUUCCUGUUCAGCCAUUGAUCAGCCAAGAAGAUGUUAAAGAAGAAAUCAAUCAGAAACCAGAAGAGAAUAAAUCAAUGGAUGGUGAACUUGAUAGUGAUGACGAUGAAUUCGAGCCAUACGACAUGUCAAAUGAUAAAGAAAUUUCCAAAGUAAAAGCUCCAAAAUAUAUCCGAGAUUGCAUGGAAGGGUUAAUCAACACUGAAGACACUGACCGAGUUGAGGUUUGUUUGACUGUUGCUGAAGAUCUUAUUCGGUCAAGCCCUCAUGGAUUACAAGAGAUUGCUGUCGAGUUUUGUCGAAUUCUCCUGCAUUUAACAAAUAUUUCCUCCUGCACUGAUUUUUUAGAAAGUCGAUUUCGAGCUCUGGUUGCCAUUACUGCUUUGUGUCCCAUUCAGUCUGCAACGUAUUUAACAGAACAGAUCUAUGCCAGGAAUUAUAACAUCAGGCAGCGUCUUGAUAUACUUGAGGUUCUUGGAACAGCAGCUAUGGAAUUGGCCAAGCCAAAUGCCCAGAAAUCUAAAUCUGGAAAUGAGACUCUUUCUCAGACAGAUGUGAAAGUCGAACUGAUUCAACCAGAAAAGAAAGUCUACAAUUGGCAAGAAAUUGUCCAGAAGAGAAUUGAAAGCAAAACUCGGCGCUUUGCUAAAGGACGGACACAACCAGAGCCACAGGCAACACCAAACAGGUUUUCGUCUGUUGCAGGCUACUUUUUCUACCCACUUUUAAAAAACUAUGACAGUAAGGACUCAUCAGUUGAUAUCCUUGGAGAGGACCCAGUCAUCUUGGAACGUCUUUUGUACACAUUGGGAAUCAUUUUACAUUCAGCAAUAAACACUCUGGCUGUGAAGCAAAUGGGUCAAUGUUUAUUUGACUUUCUUUGGGGUUUACGCUACCAUCAAGAAAGUUCCGUUUGUCAAGCAUUGCUGUUUGGUGUAUCCAUGGUUUAUUUAUCUGUACCUUCCCAUAUUCUGUUGGGAGAAAUGCAACAAGACACAAUGGAAUUUAAGGAAUGGUUGCAAGACAUUGUUGAGAAAAACCCUCAUGCCGAAUGUCAAAAAUUAGCUGCUCAAACAUUGAUGAUUUUGCAAAACAUUGUCCAGAAGGAAUUCUCCUGA
Acanthosepion pharaonis is the source of this 2580-nucleotide messenger RNA. NCBI's taxonomy places the organism in Eukaryota, Metazoa, Mollusca, Cephalopoda, Sepiida, Sepiidae. The record is from the annotation of a GenBank genome assembly.